Messenger RNA from Dipodomys ordii (Ord's kangaroo rat), 2205 nucleotides. RefSeq names its product protein artemis-like. Gene Ontology annotation, biological process: protection from non-homologous end joining at telomere; interstrand cross-link repair; double-strand break repair via nonhomologous end joining. The coding region runs from base 87 to 2165 and encodes 692 amino acids. The transcript has 14 exons. NCBI's taxonomy places the organism in Eukaryota, Metazoa, Chordata, Mammalia, Rodentia, Heteromyidae. Gene Ontology annotation, molecular function: 5'-3' DNA exonuclease activity; damaged DNA binding. The record is from RefSeq and is a predicted model, not a curated record.
UGGCGGCGCGGUGGGGCCGGGGUGGUCCCGGCUUCCGCGCCUAGCAGGGCUCGGCGGCAAGGUCUUGUCCUGGCUUCGGUGGCGCCAUGAGCUCCUUCCAGGGGCAGAUGGCCGAGUAUCCCACCAUCUCCAUAGACCGCUUCGACAGGGAGAACCUGAGAGCCCGUGCCUACUUCCUGUCCCACUGUCACAAAGAUCACAUGAAAGGAUUAAGAGCUCCUACCUUGAAAAGAAGGUUGGAAUGCAGCUUGAAGGUUUUCUUGUACUGUUCUCCUGUUACCAAGGAGUUGCUGUUAACUAGCCCAAGAUACAGAUUCUGGGAGAAGCGAAUAGUAUCAAUUGAAAUUGAAACUCCUACCCAGGUAUCUUUGGUGGAUGAAGCCACAGGCGAGAAGGAGGAGAUUGUUGUGACUCUCUUACCAGCAGGUCACUGCCCAGGAUCAGUUAUGUUUUUGUUCCAGGGCAACAAUGGAACUGUGUUAUACACAGGAGAUUUCAGACUGGCUAAAGGAGAAGCUUCUAGAAUGGAGCUUCUGCACUCUGGGGGCAGGGUGAAAGACAUCCAGAGCGUUUAUUUAGAUACUACUUUCUGCGACCCAAGGUUUUAUCAAAUUCCAAGCCGAGAGGAGUGCUUAAGUGGAAUCUUAGAGCUGGUUCGAAGCUGGAUCACAAGGAGUCCGUACCAUGUGGUGUGGCUGAACUGCAAGGCAGCGUAUGGCUAUGAGUAUCUAUUUACCAACCUCGGUGAAGAACUUGGGGUCCAGGUGCACGUGGACAAGCUGGACAUGUUUAGAAAUAUGCCCGACAUCCUCCACCAUCUCACAACAGAUCGCAGCACUCAGGUCCAUGCGUGUCGGCAUCCAAAGGCAGAAGAAUAUUUUCAUUGGAAUAAAUUACCCUGUGGGAUGAUUUCCAAAACUAAAGUUCCACUGCACACAAUCAGUAUUAAGCCAUCCACCAUGUGGUUUGGAGAAAGAACGAGGAAAACAAAUGUAAUUGUGAGGACGGGGGAGAGUUCCUACAGAGCCUGCUUCUCCUUCCACUCCUCCUUCAGUGAGAUAAAAGAUUUCUUGAGCUACAUCCGUCCUGUGAACGCAUACCCAAAUGUCAUUCCUGUAGGUAUAACUCUGGAUAAAGUUAAAGAAAUCUUAAAGCCUUUAUGUCGGUCUUCCCAAAGCACUGAACCAAAGUAUAAGCCCCUUGGAAAGCUGAAGAGAGCUAGAAAAAUCUACCUAGACUCAGAGGAGGAAGACGAUCUCUUUGAUGACCCCCUGCCAGUACCUUUAAGGCACAAGGCUGCACACCCAGUAACUCUUGAGCCUGGGGUAUUUCCAAUAACUGCACUAUCACAAAACCAGCCAGAGAAACUGAUGCAAAGCAUCGAAUGCUGCAAAGCAGAGAAUAUUCAAAGCUCUUCUUUGGCCAACUUUAUAGAUUGUGAAGAAUCCAACAGUGAAAGUGAAGAAGAAUCAGAAAUCCCACCUACACUGCCUAGAGCUCUGGGCUCUGAAGAAUUUCCCCAGCAGAGUGCUGAUGUGGAUGUACCACAAUGGGAAGUAUUCUUUAAAAGAAAUGAUGACAUCACAGAUGAGGGUUUGGAAAUUUUCCCUUCUUCCACAGACACAGGGGGCUCUCAGUCACCCAAGCUUUUCAGCGACUCUGAUGGGGAAUCAACCCAUGUUUCCUCCCAGAAUUCUUCUCAGUCAACACAUAUAACAGAACAAGGAAGUCAAGGCUGGGAUAGCCAGUCUGAUACUGUUUUGUUAUCUUCCCAAGAGAAAAACGUGGGGGAUUUUACCUCUUUGAACCAAGGUGUCAAGAAAGCAAAAGCCAAAGAGAACAUUCCUGCCUCACAGAUGGAACAAAAUGUACUCUUCCCAAAGGACAUUCACUCUGAUGUUAAGAGCAGAGAGCAAGAAACAAGCAUAGUUCCUAGUGUGGAAGGACCAACUAUUGUGAGCGAUGAGGAACAGCUACCUUUGGAAGAAAGGUUGCUGUGUCUUAGCUCAAGUGCAGAUUCACAGAAUUCCUCUGACUUUGAAAUUCCCUGCACUCCAGAAGCUGAGUUACCUAGACAAGAACACUUACGUUAUUUAUAUGAGAAACUGGCAAAAGGUCAGAGUAUAGUAGUUGACAAAAGAAAAUGCUCACUUUUAGAUACUUAACACUUGGUCCUACAACAGUCAUUAAAAAUAUUUCACAAAA